AUGGGAGACGCUCGUGUUGACUUACUCGAAUGGAAAACUUAUUCCAAAAUCAGUCUCGAUGAAGAUCCUAUCAUCGUGCUUGGAUGCGGCCAUUUCUUUACCAGUGAGUCGGUUGAUGGAUUGGUUGGCCUGGAUGAAGUAUACACGAGAGAUAAAGAUGGAAAAUUCGACGGUCUCCGAGAUGUCUCUUCUUCUCUUGCCAGUGUCAUACCAUCGUGUCCGGACUGUAAGCAGCCCAUCCGCCAGUUUGUGACGAAACGUUACAAUCGUCUUAUCAACCGUGCUGUUAUGGAUGAGACUUGUAAGCGGUUCCUUAUCAAGGGUCGCACAGACCUUGAAGGCCUUGAAUCGCGUCUAAAUGACAUUGAAGACAAGCUUAACUCUAAGCGAGCAUUGAUAGCGGUGGGGGACACUAAAUUCCAGAAUAGAGCAGAAUAUGCAGCCUGUGAGCGCCUUGCAACGGAGGCUUUAGCUCUCAGCAAAGCCAUGAAGGCUGAGAAUCAGCCGAUGAAACGGCUCAUGGAUGCGAUUGCCAUCUACCAGAAGUCACCAAGGGACGAUGUAGCCUCCCUCUCAGCCCGAAUGGAGGCGAUGAAUAUAGCAACACGAGAAUCCGACAACCAAAUCACCCUCGGCGCACGGCUAAUUUACAUUAAGUCCAAGGAAGUCAUGUUUACCGAUGUCUUUAGAGUGAUAGAUUCAAGCAGAAAAUCUGCAACACUACCACAGCUAAGCUUUGCCAAGCUAUCAUUAACCUUGAUUCAAGUUCUGAAGGAUUGCCGAGACUUGAUAACUCAAGCCAAUGAAGGAAAUUUCUCCCGCAUCGUCAUCCUGGCGACCAUAUCAUUCGCCAAGAUCGCCCAGCUGGACGCGUGGUAUCACCGCUCUCAUCCAGGAGAAACAACAAGCGAUCUACAUCUCAAAGGAAAAACUGGUCUAGAAAAUCUUGAAGAUCGCUUUCAAACCACCCGCGAUCUCCUCGCUGCUGCGUUAAAACUAUGUGACGAACUGAGGAACUGUCCUGAGCUCCAACAAAAGACCCAGGAGAUGGUCCGCCUCUAUGAGGGAACGCGAUACGAAACCGUCACUUUAGAAGAACUUCAAUCAAUCAAGACGGCCAUGGUUAGUGGGCGAGGAGGAAUCGCGACUCACUCUGGGCACUGGUACAAUUGCAUCAACGGACAUCCGGUGAGUAAAUUUCCCAUUCCUCGAAUUGCCCCAAGUUACCUUUGA
This is a messenger RNA of Penicillium hordei, 1233 nucleotides long. RefSeq lists its product as uncharacterized. The record is from RefSeq and is a predicted model, not a curated record. Lineage: Eukaryota; Fungi; Ascomycota; Eurotiomycetes; Eurotiales; Aspergillaceae. The coding region runs from base 1 to 1233 and encodes 410 amino acids. The transcript has a single exon.